Carya illinoinensis is the source of this 2766-nucleotide messenger RNA. Its product is annotated as glutamine--tRNA ligase-like. Lineage: Eukaryota; Viridiplantae; Streptophyta; Magnoliopsida; Fagales; Juglandaceae. The record is from RefSeq and is a predicted model, not a curated record. The transcript is spliced from 21 exons. The coding region runs from base 206 to 2434 and encodes 742 amino acids. Gene Ontology annotation, biological process: glutaminyl-tRNA aminoacylation; translation. Gene Ontology annotation, cellular component: cytoplasm; cytosol. Gene Ontology annotation, molecular function: glutamine-tRNA ligase activity; ATP binding.
CGAGGAAGAAGAAACUUCGAAAUAAAUUCCUCGCUCGGCCCAUAGAAUCUAUCUAUACCAUAACGGCUGUAACUAACACUCCCCCCUCUCAAGAUUCUCUUUCUGAUCUUUAGGGUUUUUCUGAUUUUCCCAACACGCUCCAGUUUCAGAAUUUAGACACGAGAUUUUGGACUGUCCGUAGGUUCGUUACUUUCUGCGAAGAAAAAUGCCGGUGAAGGACGAGAGCCCUGACAAGGAGAAGUACUUAGACUUGUUUCUGAAGAUCGGAUUGGACGAACGAACCGCGCGAAACACCGUCGCCAACAGCAAGGUUACGGCCAAUCUGGUUUCUGUUAUUCACAAGGCUGUCACCGAGGGAUGCAGGCGGACUGUUGGAAAUCUCCUAUACACGGUUGCUAAAAAAUAUCCAGCAAAUGCCCUUGUGCAUCGCCCAACCUUGCUGCAAUACAUUGUUUCGUCAAAGAUUAAAACUACGGCUCAGUUAGAAGCGGGUCUUUCAUUUUUUGUAGCUACUGCAUCAGAUGAUUUUAAGUUGGAUGCACUCGAAGAAGCAUGUGGGGUUGGUGUUGAGGUUUCAGCAGAAGAUAUUGAACAAGCUGUUAAUGAUGUUUUUGAAGAGAAUAAGAAUUUGAUUUUGGAGAAACGAUAUCGAACUAAUGUUGGUGAAUUAUUAGGUCACGUUCGGAAGAGGCACCCAUGGGCUGAUCUGAAGAGCCUCAAGCAAUUUGUUGAUGCAAAAUUUUAUGAUCUACUUGGUGAAAGGACAGCAGCUGAUAAUGAAAAGACUUCCAAGAAGAAGAAAGAUAACCCCGCUGAAGUAGAGGUUAAAACAGUUGCCGUUGUUUCUCCAGAACAGCAAUCUGAAGAAGAACUUAAUCCAUUUUUGAUAUUUCCUCGACCACAGGAAAAUUUCAAGGUGCACACUGAAGUAUUUUUCAGUGAUGGCUCUGUCCUUAGGUGUUGCAAUACAAAGGAACUGCUCGAAAAACACUUGAACGCAACGGGAGGGAAAGUUUUAACUCGCUUUCCUCCUGAACCAAAUGGUUAUUUGCAUAUUGGUCAUGCCAAGAUAACUUACACCAGUGAUUAUUUUCAAGAGUUGUACAAUUUAGCCGUGGAGCUCAUACGAAGGGGUCGUGCAUACGUUGAUCAUCAGACACCUGACGAGAUAAAGGAGUACAGAGAAAAAAAGAUGAACAGUCCUUGGAGGGACAGACCUGUUGCAGAAUCAUUGAAACUUUUUGAUGAUAUGAGAAAAGGCCUUAUUGAAGAAGGGAAAGCGACAUUGAGGAUGAAGCAAGACAUGCAGAAUGAUAAUUAUAAUAUUUUACUCCUCAUCCACAUGCCGGAGACAAGUGGUUUAUCUAUCCCAGUUAUGAUUAUGCUCACUGCAUUGUGGAUUCUCUUGAGAAUAUUACACAUUCGAUAUGUUGUUUUUGCCUUUGAUAGCUUUGUUCACUUAUUUGAGACACGCCCUGCUUCAUACUAUUGGCUAUUACAUGCGCUGAGCCUUUACCAACCAUAUGUAUGGGAAUAUUCACGACUUAAUGUUACUAACACGGUGAUGUCUAAGCGGAAGCUAAAUCGAUUGGUGACAGACAAGUGGGUUGAUGGUUGGGAUGACCCUUGCCUUAUGACACUAGCUGGUUUGCGUCGUAGAGGUGUGACUUCAACGUCAAUUAAUGCUUUUGUUCGAGGAGUUGGGAUCACUAGAAGUGAUAAUAGUACAAUAAAUUUGGAUCGCCUUGAGUAUCACAUAAGAGAAGAACUAAACAAAACGGUGCCUCGUGCAAUGGUCGUGCUACAUCCGCUGAAGGUUGUUAUCACAAACCUAGAAGCUGGCUCAAUAAUAGAUCUUGAUGUAAAGAAAUGGCCCGAAGCCCAAUCAGACGAUGCAUCUGCUUUUUACAAGGUUCCAUUUUCCAAUACUGUGUACAUUGAACAUUCUGAUUUUCGAAUGAAAGAUUCCAAGGAUUACUAUGGACUUGCUCCUGGUAAAUCUGUCCUGCUCAGAUAUGCAUUUCCGAUAAAGUGCACUGAAGUUAUCCUAUCUGAUGAUAAGGAAACUAUUCUAGAGAUCCGGGCUGAGUAUGAUCCCUCUAAGAAGACAAAGCCUAAGGGUGUUCUUCAUUGGGUGGCUGAACCUUCCCCUGGGGUUGAUCCACUCAGGGUGGAAGUCAGAUUGUUUGACAAAUUGUUCCUUUCGGAGAAUCCAGCUGAACUUGAUGAUUGGCUUGCUGAUCUGAACCCUCAGUCCAAAGUGGUGAUUUCCAGUGCAUAUGCUGUACCCUUACUGAAAAAUGCUGCAGUUGGAGACAGAUUCCAGUUCGAAAGGCUUGGCUUUUUUGUGCUUGAUAGAGAUUCCACUCCUGAAAAGCUUGUCUUCAAUAGAACAGUCACAUUAAGAGACAGCUAUAGUAAGGGUGGGAAGUAGGUCCGUGCCCUGAGAAACUGCAAGUAAAAUACAAUUUUGCAAGCGGGAGCUACCAUCUUGCAACUUGCGAGUAUUUUGUGCAGGUCAAGUGAAAGAGGAAAAAAGGUGCUUUGUCAUGUGUAUAAUGCUCAACUAUUUAUUCAUUACAAACUACAAAUACGUUAUACAUCCUGCUUAGUGAGUUGUAUGCAACUUUAAUCCCGUGCAUUGUAUAUGGGGAAAAUCUUUGGAAAUGUCAUGUCGAAGUUCUGUAAUCCUUUAUAUUUGUGCUGUUUCCUUGUAGAACUCUCUGUUUAUAUAUAAAACGGGUCAUGAAGCUUUUCACCUGCCAA